Messenger RNA from Pongo pygmaeus (Bornean orangutan), 3118 nucleotides. It is a transcript of the gene COX10, whose product is annotated as cytochrome c oxidase assembly factor heme A:farnesyltransferase COX10. Bases 324 to 1655 code for a protein of 443 amino acids. Gene Ontology annotation, molecular function: protoheme IX farnesyltransferase activity. NCBI's taxonomy places the organism in Eukaryota, Metazoa, Chordata, Mammalia, Primates, Hominidae. The transcript has 7 exons. Gene Ontology annotation, cellular component: mitochondrion; mitochondrial membrane. Gene Ontology annotation, biological process: heme A biosynthetic process. The record is from RefSeq and is a predicted model, not a curated record.
AGGAUGCCUGUCAACUUCUGGGAGCUGCAACGGCGGGCCGGCCAGUCGUCCGCGCGCGGCUUUUUCUUCAGGACAACUGAGGCACACCGUGCUUUGCGGUUCCCGGAAGUCCUUCAGGCCUCAGACCUGUCAGCCCGGCACACUCCAGCCGGUCCAUUCCGAUCACCUCCAGCCACCACGCUCUCCUUUCGGAGCCCGCCCGCCGGAAGUGACGGCCCGGAACUACUCUCACAGGGGGGCGGGGAAGGAAGAUGGCGGCGCCCAGCGUCCCGUGAGGAGAGAGGACACGGGGAUCCCGGAGAGCGGCCCCAGACUCGUUAAUUAUGGCCGCAUCUCCGCACACUCUCUCCUCACGCCUCCUGACAGGUUGUGUAGGAGGCUGUGUCUGGUAUCUUGAAAGAAGAACUAUACAGGACUCCCCUCACAAGUUCUUACAUCUUCUCAGGAAUGUCAAUAAGCAGUGGAUUACAUUUCAGCACUUUAGCUUCCUCAAACGCAUGUAUGUCACACAGCUGAACAGAAGCCACAACCAGCAAGUAAGACCCAAGCCAGAACCAGUAGCAUCUCCUUUCCUUGAAAAAACAUCUUCAGGUCAAGCCAAAGCAGAAAUAUAUGAGAUGAGACCUCUUUCACCGCCCAGCCUAUCUUUGUCCAGAAAGCCAAAUGAAAAGGAAUUGAUAGAACUAGAGCCAGCCUCAGUAAUUGAAGACUCAAUAGAUGUAGGGAAAGAGAGAAAAGAGGAAAAGCGGUGGAAAGAGAUGAAGCUGCAAGUGUAUGAUUUGCCAGGAAUUUUGGCUCGACUAUCCAAAAUCAAACUCACAGCUCUAGUUGUAAGUACCACUGCAGCUGGAUUUGCAUUGGCUCCGGGCCCUUUUGACUGGCCCUGUUUCCUGCUUACUUCUGUUGGGACAGGCCUCGCAUCCUGUGCUGCCAACUCCAUCAAUCAGUUUUUUGAGGUGCCAUUUGACUCAAACAUGAAUAGGACAAAGAACAGACCACUGGUUCGUGGACAGAUCAGCCCAUUGCUAGCUGUGUCCUUUGCCACUUGUUGUGCUGUUCCGGGAGUUGCCAUUCUGACCUUGGGGGUGAAUCCACUCACAGGAGCCCUGGGGCUCUUCAACAUUUUCCUGUAUACCUGCUGCUACACACCACUGAAAAGGAUCAGCAUUGCCAACACAUGGGUCGGAGCCGUGGUUGGGGCCAUCCCACCUGUCAUGGGCUGGACAGCGGCCACGGGCAGCCUCGAUGCUGGCGCGUUUCUCCUGGGAGGAAUCCUCUACUCCUGGCAGUUUCCUCAUUUCAACGCCCUGAGCUGGGGCCUCCGUGAAGACUACUCCCGGGGCGGCUACUGCAUGAUGUCGGUCACCCACCCGGGCCUGUGCCGGCGCGUGGCGCUGCGCCACUGCCUGGCCCUGCUCGUGCUGUCCGCAGCAGCCCCUGUCCUGGACAUCACCACGUGGACCUUCCCCAUCAUGGCCCUUCCCAUCAAUGCGUACAUCUCCUACCUCGGCUUCCGCUUCUACGUGGACGCAGACCGCAGGAGCUCGCGGAGACUGUUCUUCUGCAGCCUGUGGCACCUGCCGCUGCUGCUGCUGCUCAUGCUCACCUGCAAGCGGCCGCGCGGGGGCGGGGAUGCGGGGCCCCCUCCCAGCUGAGAGCACAGGGACGCCCACCGCCCCUUUCCCUCCGCGGCCAGGCGAGCAUGUUGUGGUAAUUCUGGAACACAAGAAGAGAAAUUGCUGGGUUUAGAACGAGAUCAUAAACGAAUUUGGUGCUCAGUGAUCACUUGACUUUUUUUUUUUUUUUAAAGAAUGUUACCCAAAAUGCUCCCCAAAUAAGAAAUGCAUCAGCUCAGUCAGUGAAUACAAAAAAGGAAUUAUUUUUCCCUUUGAGGGUCUUUAUACAUCUCUCCUCCAACCCCACCCUCCAUUCUGUUUCUUCCUCCUCACAUAGGUGUACACAUACACAGCUUCCUCUUUUGGUUCCAUCCUUACCCCCACACCGCGCACACACUCCACCUGCCCAGCGGAGUGGCACUUGGUGGCCAGACAGCGUGAGCCUCAUGAUCUGCUGUCUGUAGUUCUGUGAGCUCAGGUCCCUCAAAGGCCUCGGAGCACCCCCUUCCUGGUGACUGAGCCAGGGCCUGUAUUUUUGGUUUUCCCCACCCCACACAUUCUCAACCAUAGUCCUUCUAACAAUACCAAUAGCUAGGACCCGGCUGCUGUGCACUGGAACUGGGGAUUCCACAUGUUUGCCUAGGGAGUCUCAAGCUGGACUGCCAGCCCCUGUGCUCCCUUCAACCCCAUUGCGUAUGAGCAUUUCAGAACUCCAAGGAGUCACAGGCAUCUUUAUAGUUCACGUUAACAUAUAGACACUGUUGGAAGCAUUUCCUUCUAAAAGGGUAGCCCUGGACUUAAUACCAGCCGGAUACCUCUGGCCCCCACCGCAUUACUGUACCUCUGGAGUCACUACUGUGGGUUGCCACUCCUCUGCUACACAGCAUGGCUUUUUCAAGGCUGUAUUGAGAAGGGAAGUUAGGAAGAAGGGUGUGCUGGGCUAACCAGCCCACAGAGCUCAUAUUCCUGUCCCUUGGGUGAAAAAUACAUGUCCAUCCUGAUAUCUCCUGAAUUCAGAAAUUAGCCUCCACAUGUGCAAUUAGAGCCAGAAGCAGGGUUCUGGGAAUUUUGUGAGUUAUCCUGUGGCCAGGUGUGGUCUCAGUUACCAAACACGGUUACCUGCAGCUUUUUAGUCCUUUGUGCUCCCAUGGGUCUGCAGAGUCCCAUCUGCCCAAAGGUCUUGAAGCUUGACAAGAUGUUUUCAUUACUCAGACUCCCAGGGCACUGCUGGUCUGUAGGGAUUCAUUGCUCGGGGUGGGAGAGUUAAACAACAUUUAAACAGAGUUCUCUCAAAAAUGUCUAAAGGGAUUGUAGGCAGAUAACAUCCAAUCACUGUUUGCACUUAUCUGAAAUCUUCCCUCUUGGCUGCCCCCAGGUUAUUUACUGUGGAGAACAUUGCAUAGGAAUGUCUGGAAAAAGCCUCUACAACUUGUUACAGGCUUCACAUUUGUACAAUUCAUUGAUUCUCUUUUCCUUCCACAAUAAAACGGUAUACAAGAACA